AUUGUUUUUACCUGGGUUAAAGAAAAGAACAAUAAUUUGACCAGUCUUUGACCUGUUAUGAAAGCAUUCUUACUAGUUAAUUAAAAGUUUAUAACCAUCUAUUUAUUUUCGUAUUUUAGAAGAUACUAUUUAUAAAAUGUUACAUCUAAUGAUUAUGAGGACUUUACCAAAGAACAUCACAUUAAUCCAUCUUAGGGCACUAAACACAUGUCAGUCUUUAUUGAAUCAAAAGCAAACGAACAUAAAUGCCAAUGUACCAGGCCUUAGCGAAAAGUGCUACAAACUUCCUUCGACACCCGUGGGACCAAACGCAUCCAAAGAUAAAGAGUAUAAAAAUCCAGAGUACUUUUGUUAUCAUCUAGAUUCAUUCGCAGAGGCCGAAGUGGAAUUAGCAAAGUUUAGAUUACCAGCACCUUCUAACAAAGUUCCUUUCAAACAAUGAACAAUAAUUAUUUAAAUCUAUCAAACAAAUUUUAUUGUCAACAAUCAGGAAUAAUAA
Messenger RNA from Polistes dominula (European paper wasp), 499 nucleotides. RefSeq names its product NADH:ubiquinone oxidoreductase subunit V3 (gene NdufV3). The record is from RefSeq and is a predicted model, not a curated record. Gene Ontology annotation, cellular component: mitochondrion; respiratory chain complex I. NCBI's taxonomy places the organism in Eukaryota, Metazoa, Arthropoda, Insecta, Hymenoptera, Vespidae.